This is a messenger RNA of Rhinopithecus roxellana (golden snub-nosed monkey), 708 nucleotides long. RefSeq names its product glycine cleavage system H protein, mitochondrial. NCBI's taxonomy places the organism in Eukaryota, Metazoa, Chordata, Mammalia, Primates, Cercopithecidae. Gene Ontology annotation, biological process: glycine decarboxylation via glycine cleavage system; protein lipoylation. The record is from RefSeq and is a predicted model, not a curated record. The transcript has a single exon. The coding region runs from base 5 to 454 and encodes 149 amino acids. Gene Ontology annotation, cellular component: glycine cleavage complex; cytoplasm; mitochondrion.
GAACAUGGCGCUGCGAGUGGUGCGGAGCGUGCGGGACCUGCUCUGCACCCUGCGCGCGGUCCCGUCCCCCGCCGCGCCCUGCCCGCUGAGGCCCUGGCAGUUGGGGGCGGGCGCCGUCCGGACACUGCGCACGCGACCCGCUCUGCUUUCGGUGCGUAAAUUCACAGAGAAACAUGAAUGGAUAACAACAGAAAAUGGUACUGGAACAGUGGGAAUCAGCAAUUUUGCACAGGAAGCACUGGGACAUGUUGUUUACUGUAGUCUACCUGAAGUUGGGACAAAAUUGAACAAACAAGAUGAGUUUGGUGCUUUGGAAAGUGUGAAAGCUGCUAGUGAACUCUAUUCUCCUUUAUCAGGAGAAGUAACUGAAAUUAAUGAAGCUCUUGCAGAAAAUCCAGGACUUGUAAACAAAUCUUGUUAUGAAGAUGGUUGGCUGAUCAAGAUGACAGAGUAACCCUUCAGAACUAGAUGAACUUAUGAGUGAAGAAGCGUAUGAGAAAUACAUCAAAUCUAUUGAGGAGUGAAAAUGGAACCCCUAAAUAAACUAGUAUGAAAUACCGCAACCCAGCAGAUUGUCUUAAAUUAGUGGUGGAUAGAAGACUUAGAAUAGCAACUUUUAGCAUUACCGAUGGAGAAGAAAAAAACUACUGUUAACGCUGCUAAUGAAGGAAAAUGCCCUUUAACUUUCUAAUGAUGAUAGAUUUUAGA